Molecule: messenger RNA, 481 nt
Organism: Colossoma macropomum (tambaqui)
Lineage: Eukaryota; Metazoa; Chordata; Actinopteri; Characiformes; Serrasalmidae
Gene: rps26l
Product: ribosomal protein S26, like
Exons: 4
Coding region: 76-423 (115 amino acids)
Biological process (GO): translation
Cellular component (GO): cytosolic small ribosomal subunit; ribosome
Molecular function (GO): mRNA binding; structural constituent of ribosome
Source: RefSeq, a predicted model, not a curated record
GUUUUUGGCGGAGGAAGAACGUUACUCCGGCCCUGCUCUGCCUCUUCCGGUCCUCUUUCCUGCCUCCUGUUCAACAUGACUAAGAAGAGAAGGAACAACGGACGUGCCAAGAAGGGCUGUGGACAUGUCCAGCCCAUCCGCUGCACCAACUGUGCUCGGUGUGUGCCCAAAGACAAGGCCAUCAAGAAAUUUGUCAUUAGGAACAUCGUUGAGGCUGCAGCUGUGAGGGACAUCUCGGAGGCUAGUGUAUUUGACUCCUAUGUGUUGCCCAAGCUCUACGUUAAGCUACAUUAUUGCGUGAGCUGCGCCAUCCACAGUAAAGUGGUGAGGAACCGUUCUCGCGAGGCACGGAAGGACCGCACACCACCUCCACGCUUCAGGCCCAGUGGUGCUGCUCCCAGAGCUCCUCCUAAGCCUAUGUGAAGAAUUGGUCAUGAACUGUACAUUUAUGUACAGAGAAAUAAAAUCUCACUUUAAGAAA